AUGUUGUCAACUGGGUUGUCUUCUGUUUAUUCAGGUUUCAGUACUGCAGCCGGCAUUGCUGGGAAUAUCUUUGCCUUCGUGCUGUUUGUGUCACCAUUGCCAACAUUCAAGAGAAUCAUUAGAAACAAGUCAACAGAACAAUUCUCUGGAUUGCCUUACAUAUAUGCCCUUUUGAAUUGCUUGAUAUGUCUUUGGUAUGGCAUGCCUGUAGUGAAGACUGGUAUUAUAUUGGUGGCCACAGUCAAUUCAUUUGGGGCUGUUUUCCAGUUAGUCUACUUGAGCAUUUUCAUUACGUACGCUGAAAGAGCAACUAAGCUGAGGAUGUUGGGAUUGUUAGGGGCAGUUGCUGUUAUAUUUGCGUUCGUUGUCUUCAUGAGCUUAGGAAUUUUAGAGUAUGAUGACAGGCAAACGUUCGUUGGAUAUUUGAGUGUCGCUUCACUUAUUUCAAUGUUUGCUUCGCCGCUGUUUAUCAUAAAACUGGUUAUCAAAACAAGGAGUGUCGAAUUCAUGCCAUUUAAUCUCUCUUUUGCAACUUUCUUGAUGAGUCUCUCUUUCUCUGCCUAUGGAAUAUUCAAGGAAGACCCCUUCCUUUAUAUCCCAAAUGGUAUUGGAACAAUUUUAGGCCUUGUCCAGUUGGCUCUCUACUCCUACUAUCGCAAGAUAUCUGGAGAAGACUCAAGAGAAUCAUUGAUAGUUUCAUAUGUGUGA
Prunus armeniaca (apricot) is the source of this 708-nucleotide messenger RNA. The record is from the annotation of a GenBank genome assembly. Lineage: Eukaryota; Viridiplantae; Streptophyta; Magnoliopsida; Rosales; Rosaceae.